Messenger RNA from Aspergillus tanneri, 1485 nucleotides. RefSeq names its product putative C6 transcription factor. Gene Ontology annotation, molecular function: sequence-specific DNA binding; zinc ion binding; DNA-binding transcription factor activity, RNA polymerase II-specific. Gene Ontology annotation, biological process: DNA-templated transcription; positive regulation of transcription by RNA polymerase II. Bases 1 to 1485 code for a protein of 494 amino acids. NCBI's taxonomy places the organism in Eukaryota, Fungi, Ascomycota, Eurotiomycetes, Eurotiales, Aspergillaceae. The transcript is spliced from 2 exons. The record is from RefSeq and is a predicted model, not a curated record.
AUGUUCCUUGAUAGACAGGAGCUGUGGCGGCUUCAUGAGGGUCGCUUCCGGUUGGCAAGAGCCAAGAGCGAGGAGCUAUCCCAGGCAGAAAGAUACGGUAUUUUCAAGCUGUACAUGGUGUAUGCGAUUGGGGCAACAGCCAUUGAGCUAAGUGAGAAAGAUACGUAUAUUGCACCCGAGCGAUUCUACAUGACUGCGCUUCAACAAGUCCCAGCUAUGUGUGAAGCACGAUCUAUCGAGAAUAUAGAAGCCAUGACACUCCUGGUAUUAUAUCAUCUCCGCUCAGCCUCCAGCCAGGGCGUCUGGUACAUGGUUGGACUUGCCAUGCGUACUGCGAUUGAUCUCGGCCUGCAUCGAAAGGCAAACGAGAUUCACCUUGAUCCCAUAGCCGCGCAGAUGAGACGACGAUUAUUCUGGACAGUCUACUAUGUAGAGCGAGUUGUUUCCAUGUCCCUCGGCCGGCCCUUCAGUAUCGCGGACAGACAUAUUGACCUUCCUCUACCCGUGGAUGUCGACGAUGACAUUCGAGAUCCAGCGUUGCUGACUGAAUCUCCGCCCAUGGGCCGAAUAACCACCAUGACUUUCGCCAUAUACCUGAUUCAACUGCGUCGGAUUGACUCCAAGAUCCAGCAUAAAAUCUACCGGGCCGACCGCUCGCUUCACUCCCUGCGCUCGAAAAUGGACAGUCUUUUUCUCGAGCUGGAAGAAUGGAAGCGAUCAGCCCUUUUACGAUUCAGUGGGUCCGACCUCGACUAUCCCAUCUUGCACUAUAACCGGGCCCUAAGGCUCCUUCUCCAGCCAUUUCUACCCUCCCUCCCCCUCACCGACCCCUAUUACCAUAUCUGCCUCCGAGCAGCCGGCGAUAUCUGCCAAACCCACAAACGACUGCACCAGACGCUCGAAUACGGGCAUUCCUUCCUAGCUGUGCAGACCGUCUUCAUGGCAGGAAUCACACUGCUGUACGCGUUAUGGACACACACAAACGAAGUCUGGUCCGUGCAGAUGAGCAACGACAUCCGCGCCUGCUCCACAGUGUUAUUCGUCAUGGGCGAACGCGCUGUCUGGGUCAAAAAAUACCGUGACGCAUUCGAACUCCUCGUCAACGCAGCUAUGGAGAAACUCGAAGCCAACAAUGACAACACAGGCAGGAAGAUUGGAAUGGCCGAAUUAAUGACGGCCCAACACCCGGGAAUUAUCAAUCCCCACUCUUCUUCCUAUCCUUCCUCAUCUGCUGCGAACCCUGGUAUGUUCAAAGUCUACCCGAAUCACGCCGCCGGUCCGGCAGGAACGGCUGCUCCGGACGUUCAUUCGACCUUUGAUACAGACCUCUCUCAUAGCCAUGGAGUGCGCAUGGCUCUGCAACUUGCUCCGUGGAUCGAUCUCGAAGAAGAUAGUCCGUUCUGGAUGCCUGAUUUCGAGACUCUUGAGAAUUUCUCGGGGAAUUUAUGGAGCGGUGAAGCGCCGGUCCCUUUUGAUCCUUUGUAA